Molecule: messenger RNA, 360 nt
Organism: Sclerotinia sclerotiorum 1980 UF-70
Lineage: Eukaryota; Fungi; Ascomycota; Leotiomycetes; Helotiales; Sclerotiniaceae
Exons: 4
Coding region: 1-360 (119 amino acids)
Source: RefSeq, a predicted model, not a curated record
AUGCCUUUCUCCUUCAUCGUCAUCUUCAUAGGAUUGAACAUCUCCAUUCAGUUUAGUCAAAUCUCGGUAUGUAAUCCCUUCUAUGCCUUGACUAAAAGUACCCGUGUCGCACGGAAAUUGAUCGCGCCGAAAGGCGAUUCGGUUGAAAUCAUCCUCCGUUACAGAGUUUACAGAGUCACAAGCGGUACAUGUACUGCAUAUCGAUAUCUCAGUACAUGGAGUUCAAAGAUUGUUAGGCAAGAGCAAGAGCAAAAGUGCGCAUCCAUAUUGACCAAACUAGAAUAUCCUAUAGCAGAAUGGCCAAUCGCUCAAGCUGGUACCAAAGGAGUCAUCAAAGAUCACUGCAGGAAGAGUUUCUGA